Brachypodium distachyon (stiff brome) is the source of this 922-nucleotide messenger RNA. Its product is annotated as INO80 complex subunit C. The transcript is spliced from 3 exons. The record is from RefSeq and is a predicted model, not a curated record. Lineage: Eukaryota; Viridiplantae; Streptophyta; Magnoliopsida; Poales; Poaceae. Gene Ontology annotation, biological process: chromatin remodeling. Bases 322 to 696 code for a protein of 124 amino acids. Gene Ontology annotation, cellular component: Ino80 complex.
GCACAGGGCGGCCGGAGCCAAUGCCGUCGGUACUCGGCCGGGGAAGGACAACACCAGAAAAGGGGCGAUGCCCAGCCGUCCGAUGUGGCUGGAUCGAUCGGACGGCCAAAAACGUUUACCACGAGGCCUGCUCUUCCCAUGGACCAUGGUGAUGCCAUUGCCCAGAGUCCCCCGACCGCAACUUCUGAAGAAGCCGCUGGCUGGCCGGUAAGGGGGCGCCGUCUCGAACUCUCGAUUCGAACCCUAGAGCCCAUCGGCGUAGGCGCGCAAGCCGGCAAGUCCGAGCCCCUCCGAAUCGUGGAGUAGAAGCGAGGGGAGAUCAUGGAGUCGGAGAUACAGCGGACUGAGAUGCUGCUGGCGCCGACGCUGGCGUUCAAGAAGGUGCAGACGGCGGACAAGUACCCCAAGGGCCAGUCCCGUGGCCGCCAGUGGAAGCACCUCCGCCACCUCCUCCAGGCCGCCGACGGCUCCUCGCUUCCUCCGGACCGCCCCAACUAUUUGAAUAUUCAGUCACCCCCAUCCAUUUAUCCACCAAAGAGAUACUGUGACAUUACAGGUUUUGAGGCACCAUAUGCAGAUCCAAGGACAAAACUGCGUUAUUCUGAUCCAGAGGUGUUCAAGCAAAUCAGAAUGCUUCCUGACGAAUAUGUCCAGAGAUAUCUGGCCUUGAGAAAUGCAGCAGUUGUGCUACGAUAAUAAACUCUACCACAAGCCAAUAUAUAUCCGUGCUAUAGUCUGAUGGAAUUUAUUUCCGUCCUGAUUGUGUUGUUGGCUCAAAUGAAUAUUCUGAAUGUAGACCUUAGGGUACUGAAUCCUUUUAUAUUUGCGAAGAGAUUACCUUUCCCCUGCAAAUUGUCCGUUGUUGUGCGCUCUGUGCUCAGAUACUCUGCUAUGAUAUGUCAGUUAUCGGUGUUCUGACUUC